AUCAACCGCUUGCGCUUAUCCGCCCCCUAUAUGUUGAGUUGAAUGCAAUAAAAAGAAUCGUUCAAUUAAUAAAAAAGUUAAGGACGUUAUAAGUUUGUUGUAUGUUAUUAUCAGUUCGUUUUCUAAAACUAUUGAGUAUUGAAAAUUGCCUUAAUUUAUUCGUUGAACAUUAGAGUUCAAUUUGGGACGUUGCUGUCACAAUUUACAAUAACAUGGGUACACAAAACUUGUUUACCUUAGUGUAAUCCUAGAUCUGCCCUUUUUUUAAUAAGUUGAAUUUAUACUAUUUCAAUAUCCAAAAUGACUGUAAACUUCAAUGACUAUUUCUGGGGAGAGAAAAACAACGGUUUCGACGUUUUGUACCAUAACAUGAAAUAUGGUUUUCAAGCAAGUAAAGAGUUUUCCGAAUUUCUCAGAGAGAGAUCCAAUAUUGAAGAAAAUAAUUCCAAGUUGUUGGCAAAGUUAGCAAAACAAGCAGGAAGUUGUUGUGCUCAUGGUACAUUCGCUCCAAUAUGGCAAGUACUGAAAAAUUCUGCGGAAAAACUGUCAUCUCUCCACAUGCAAAUGGUGCAGAAAGUUUCUGAUUUAGUGAAAGAAGUUUCUAAAUAUGCUGACGACUUGCAGAAAAAACAUAAAACGGUUAAGGAAGAGGAAGAAGGUACACUAAGGAAAGCUCAGGCAAUGCAAGCCAUCACACUCGCAGUACAAAAAUCGAAGGAAAGUUUGAAUCAGAGAGGACUGGAACUGGAGAAGCUGCGUAAAGAAAACGCAUCACCCAAAGAAAUUGAGAAAGCAGAACAAAAAUUAAAAAAAACUCAGGAAGAUCAUAAGAAUUACAUAGAGAAAUAUACUGCAACUAAGGAGGAAUUCGAGAAAAAAAUGUGUGUCACUUGUAAGAAUUUUCAGGAAUUAGAGGUUGCGCAUCUAGUUCACAUGAAGGAGUUCUUGAAUUCGUAUGUGGAAGUUAUCGAUUGGAACCACGAGGAAAUGGGAAAAGUUCAUGCUGAGUUCAGGCAGCAGUGUGUCGAAUUGACUGUAGAUCAACUGUUAGAACAGUUUGUGAGGGAUAAAUCCACAGGCUUGGAAAGGCCAGGGCUUUUAAAUCUUGAAGAAUCAGUUUUGCCAGUGACUUCGCCAACGCAGGAAGUAGAUAACACCAAAACAAGAACGAAGCGUGAAGGUAAUGGUAAUAAUGACCAAGGUGUUCCAAGUAAUGUGAAACCAUCCCGUCGAACAACCUCCCUUCUUAAUCUCUUCAUGUCCAAUUCUCAGGGUUCACGCGAGAGCCGAGCAGGGGCAUGCAGUGCGCCUUCAAGCCCUACAACACCCGAGGGAGACCAACAGUUGACGCGUCAUCUUCAUAGAGGAUCUAAAUGGUUUCUGAGGAGCAGAAGGGACAAAGCUAAACAGAAGAAGUCAAAAAAGAAAUCUAAAGAUGGAACCGAUAACCAAAGUAACAAAGACGAAAAGUCAGAUAUGGAAGAGAAGGAUGAGGCCAGUCCUCCUGUAACGACAACCAGUGAACCAAGCGCACCUGAGCUUGACGAAGAGGGUUAUGUGAUCAGACCGAACCCGAGUCAUAACUGGAAUAGUGAAAAGGGUAGUUUCUAUUCAUCGUCAGAUUCCGAUUCAGAUGACGAAAGAGAGCGUAAGAUACACGUCGAAAUUAAACCAUUGAAUCAUAAUGGUGCAGCCCCUAUGUCGGCAUCUGUUGAUGAAUUGAGAGCCACCGUUGAAAAUUUGUACCUUUCCCCUGUUGGUAGUUCGUUCGGUAGGAGGGGUUCGAAUCUGGAAAAUCAAGAUCUGAUGAUAAAGAGGUCACAGUCGGUUUCUCAGCAAAUAGGAAAGCCUAGUAGCGACCUAUUAGGAUUAAAUUUCGUUCAGAGUCCCACUGCUUCCAAUGCUUCCACUCCAGUUAGUUCUCAUCCCUAUGCUCCGUUGCAGAGCCCUUCACAGUUGGCCUUAAACUCGCCUACUUUAUCUGUCUCGUCGAAAUACGCAGAUUUAGGUGAUUUAUUCAGUGAAGAUAACGAAGCUGGAAGUUCGAAUAAGACUAAUCGACAAACGUCUACUCCUACCUCAGGCUAUAUGUCAAUUCCACGGCCGCCUUCACGUCGUUCUGAUCCUUCCAAAAAUUUGGUGUCUCAGAAUACCAUAAGUAGAACUGAUAGCAUAAAUAGCUUAGAAUUUCGAACGGCCUGCGUUCCAGUUGGUGCUUCUAGAGGACCGUCACCUCUUACUAUUGGUAUGGCCGAUACCAUACCGUUGGCUGUUGCUUUUCACGAAAUGGUUCAUUCGUAUUUCAGAGGUGCUGAUGAGACAAGAUGUCAAGUCAAAAUGUCUGGUGAAAUGAUGUUGUCGUUUCCUGCAGGAAUAGUUACUAUAUUAGCACAUAAUCCAAAUCCUGCUAAGUUAAUGUUUCACGUUAAGAAUACUCAGAAAUUAAUAAACAUAUUGCCUAAUAAACAAUUAGUUUCUACUGAAAGUGGACAAUCUUCAUCUGAUCAGAUAGUUAUAGAAUUCAACAUGAGUGCCCUUAGCACCCUUUUGAAAAAGCAGUCAGAGCAGAACCCUAGCGCAUCUUACUUCAAUGUAGAUAUUCUGAAGUAUCAGAUCAAGCCCAAUUCAGGAGCAACUUCGUGUCCUUUCCAAUUGGUGGCUUAUUGGAAGUGUACAAAUGCCCACACAGAUUUAAAGGUUGAUUACAAAUAUAAUUCGCAUGCCAUGGCCUCACCAAGCCCAUUACUGAAUGUAACUGUGGCUGUCCCAAUCGAGAGUGGAUUGAAGAGUUUUCAGUCAAAACCAACUGCACAGUGGUCCCCAGAUAGGAAUAGGCUCGUCUGGAGAUUCACUGAACUUUCCCAGCAUUCUGAAAAUCAUGGUGUUGGAUCCAUAUUAGCCCGAGUUGAUCUGGACGGUGGACCUGCAGCUCCUUCGACAAUUUCAGCUGCAUUCAACUGUGAAGGUACCACCCUAUCCGGAAUAGAUUUUCAAUUAAUAGGUUCUGGAUACAGGCUUUCUCUAGUCAAACGUAGAUUUGUUUCUGGCAAGUACAUAUGCGAUGGAGAUUCUAAGUUCAGUUCAGGCACUGCUACACCAUCUACUGUAUCUUCUUCAGGGGAUCCAAACUGCUAGCAUUCCCAACAUAUCAUAUGUGCAAUAUUUUAUUAUUUGUAUGUAUUUAUGACUAAUGUUACAUAGCAUAUAUAGUUUAUGAAACUAUUUUAUAACCAAGUAAAAUUUUGUAAAGCUAA
Molecule: messenger RNA, 3254 nt
Organism: Coccinella septempunctata (seven-spotted ladybird)
Lineage: Eukaryota; Metazoa; Arthropoda; Insecta; Coleoptera; Coccinellidae
Product: F-BAR domain only protein 2
Exons: 13
Coding region: 301-3135 (944 amino acids)
Biological process (GO): clathrin coat assembly; clathrin-dependent endocytosis
Cellular component (GO): clathrin-coated vesicle; clathrin-coated pit; cytoplasm
Source: RefSeq, a predicted model, not a curated record